CGGAACAGUUAUGCUGUGACGCCGUCCCUCGCUACAAGGGUUGUUUUUUGGAUGUCUGAUAUGAGUGGAUGCAAGAUCCUGAGGAUGGAGCCAUCUUAAAGAUCUGACUCCAGAGGGUCUGUACAGCUGAAAGAUGCGGUCAGGACUUGUUGCUACUGCCUGCCACUCUCUGAAGUGGACACUGCCUCAAUUGAAAGCCACUUUUCACAGAACUUAUAGCCCAUUAAAGCCAGCACAUUGGCUACGGGGAACUGUAGUUCAAAGAGGGGCUCAUAGAUGGACGACAGCUCCAUCUACAAGGUUAAACCAGAAGCCAGUGUUUACCAGAGCUCCAGCAUUUGGAGAUAAGCUCGCUAUCCUAGACAGCAAUGGCACCCACAGCUACAAGCAGCUGUAUUGCAGCAGCUUGGGUCUCGCAGGUAGAAUCAAGACAGCUCUCAACUCUAACUGUGGGGAGUUAGGAGGAAAACGAAUAUCCUUCUUGUGUGCUAAUGAUGCUUCCUACACAGUGGCACAGUGGGCAGCUUGGAUGAGUGGUGGGACGGCGGUGCCACUCUUCCCAAAACAUCCAGAGUCUGAGCUGGAGUACAUCAUCUCUGACUCCCAGAGUUCCCUGCUUGUGGCAGGGCAUCCCUAUGCUAAAACCCUGGAGCCGCUUGCUCGGAGGCUGGGGCUGCCCUGCCUGACACUGCCCCCUACUUCGGACCUAAGCACUUUAUAUGGGGCAGACACCCAGGAGAAGGAGAAAGAAGACAUCACAGACUGGGCUGAUCGACCAGCUAUGAUCAUCUACACCAGUGGUACCACAGGGAGACCCAAAGGAGUUCUACAUACGCACAGCAGCAUCCAAGCUAUGAUCCAGUGUCUGGUUUCAGAGUGGGCGUGGUCCAGAGAUGAUGUCAUCCUCCACGUCUUGCCGCUCCACCACGUGCAUGGCAUCGUUAACAAGCUGCUGUGCCCGCUCUGGGUGGGCGCCACCUGCGUCAUGCUGCCUGAAUUCCAGCCUCAGAAGGACCUCUACAACUUAAUGGCAGUGAAGGUAGAUGGAAAGCUGAUGGUCUCGGGCUCAGCUGCCCUCCCUCUGCCCACCCUGCAGCGCUGGGAGGAGAUCACAGGACACACUCUGCUGGAACGCUACGGCAUGACAGAGAUCGGCAUGGCACUGUCCAACCCUCUGAAGGGCCCACGCAACCCAGGCGCUGUCGGGUUGCCUCUUCCCACUGUGGAUGUCCGGAUUGUUAUGAAUAACACUAUCAACACCACCAUUGUGGAGGGAAAUCACAGCGAGACUCAGGUCCGUCCAGGUCUGGAGGGAAAAGAAGGGGAGCUCCUAGUUCGAGGUCCGUCUGUUUUUACAGAGUACUGGAAUAAACCUCAAGAGACCCAAGAGUCUUUCACUGAGGACGGAUGGUUCAAAACAGGAGACACAGCGGUCUAUAGAGAUGGUGUGUAUUGGAUAAUGGGCCGCACCAGUGUUGACAUCAUCAAGAGCGGCGGCUACAAGAUCAGUGCCCUCGAGGUGGAGCGGCACCUACUGGCUCAUCCAGGCAUCCUCGAUGUGGCUGUGAUCGGAGCACCAGAUGCUACCUGGGGUCAGAGAGUCACCGCAGUGGUGCAGCUGAGGAAAGGGCAGAGUAUGACCCUGGAAAAGCUGAAGACCUGGGCAAGGAAGCACAUGGUGCCCUACACCAUCCCCACAGGCCUGCUGCUGGUGGACGAGUUGCCGAGGAAUCAGAUGGGCAAGGUCAACAAGAAGGACCUCCUAAGACACUUCUUCCCCUGACUGAACCUCAACCUGCAGGUUCCUGGUGAAGAACUGUAGAUGUACGCCACAUCCCGGCUGUCCCCAUCUGCUCCUUAGAUCAGACAAACAUUACUGACAAGUGUACAGAGGAAAUACUAAGUAAUGAAAAACCCCUCAUGGAAAAUGACUUGACCUCUGAGGUAACUAAAUCACAACUACGAACACUGCUACAAAGGUAAUUCUAUUAUGUGGAAAGCCAAUUAUGUCAAGCUUUGUUCAUCAGUUACUGUGCAAGAUGGGUCUGAUAGAAUAUUGUAUUGAGUCAAUGUGAAACUCCACAGAAUGUGUGUCUGGUUGCAACUGCAUUUAUAUAGAAAAGUCAAAGUUACCUACAUAGUGAGCUAACCAACACCUAUGUGACAGACAUAUAAACGACGUCAACGACUGUGACACACUUUUGUGGGAUUCUUUAUUGUAGUUGUGUCCCAGAUCCGUUAUGCAGUAUGUUGCAGUGCUAAUUUAUUUUAAACUAAUGGUAAAAAAUGUUGGAAAAUAUAGAUUUAUAAUAAUACAAACCUGUUAUAGGAGAACUACAGGGUCUACUGCUCAAUAUGCCUCACUGAGAUCGGAAAUUGCACAUACCAUGGAACUGGAUAUUGAACUGUUCCAAUACAAAUACAGCGUGCAGCAGUUCCUAUUGGUGAAGAGUGUUUUAGGAACUUGAAUUGGUGAGUCUGAUGUUUUAUUGGUGAAAAUGUUUUGAUCAGAUCAUUCGAAAUGACUUUUGAGCGGUGCGAUGUCUAGAAUGAGGGAUAAUUACACUCGCACUAAACUAAAUAUAGACAAUGAUGGUAGAAAAGAAGACAACUUUGAAUUAUGAUCAUCGAUAUGAAUCACCUCAUGAUGUACACACACCGGUUCACUUGAAAAAACAAAUGAAUUAAAGAGUUUUAUUAAACAGU
Notothenia coriiceps (black rockcod) is the source of this 2706-nucleotide messenger RNA. It is a transcript of the gene acsf3, whose product is annotated as acyl-CoA synthetase family member 3. The transcript is spliced from 10 exons. Gene Ontology annotation, biological process: fatty acid metabolic process. The record is from RefSeq and is a predicted model, not a curated record. Gene Ontology annotation, molecular function: medium-chain fatty acid-CoA ligase activity. Lineage: Eukaryota; Metazoa; Chordata; Actinopteri; Perciformes; Nototheniidae. Bases 134 to 1783 code for a protein of 549 amino acids.